Molecule: messenger RNA, 1139 nt
Organism: Humulus lupulus (European hop)
Lineage: Eukaryota; Viridiplantae; Streptophyta; Magnoliopsida; Rosales; Cannabaceae
Product: annexin D8-like
Exons: 4
Coding region: 38-1012 (324 amino acids)
Cellular component (GO): cytoplasm
Molecular function (GO): calcium-dependent phospholipid binding; calcium ion binding
Source: RefSeq, a predicted model, not a curated record
AACUAUAUAAGUCAAUGCAGCAGCUCAAACUUCUUCAAUGGCCACCAAAAUGCUAACCAUUCCUAGCCAUGGAUUCGAGAGCGAGUGCAGGGAGAUUCACAACUCUUGGGGAAGGCUAAGCCAGUCAGUUGUAGCUCUAGCCACCCGAACAAGGCACGAAAGACAGCAGAUUAGAGAGACUUACAAGGCAAUCUAUGGAGAGGACUUGGCAAAGAGGCUGCAAGAGCCUGAAGUAGUGAGCAGCAGCAACAGAAGCGAGGUUUCGCCAAGACUAUGCGCAGCCUUGUCGCUGUGGAUGCUUGAUCUUCACGAGCGUGAUGCUGUUCUAGCGCGCCAGGCUCUCCAACAAGAUCCUGACACCAACUACAAAGCUCUUGUUGAAAUCUUCCUUGGCCGAAAAUCGAGCCAAAUACUGCUCAUGAAACAAGCAUAUCAUGCAAGAUUUAGAAGGAAAUUCGACCAAGAUAUUGUCAAUAUUGAGCCUCCCAAUCCUUACCAAAAGAUUCUUGUAGCUCUGAUUGCAUCACACAAGGCACACCAUGCUGAUGUUAGUCAACACAUAGCUAAGUGUGAUGCUAGGAGGCUUUACCAAACUGGGGAAGGGAGUCCAGGAGCAAUAGAAGAAGCUGUGGUGUUAGAAAUACUAAGUAAAAGGAGUAUUCCACAGUUGAAAUUGACAUUCUAUUGCUAUAAACACAUAUAUGGACAUGACUAUACCAAGUCACUUACGAGUGAAAAAUCAGGAGAAUUUGAAGGAGCACUGAAGAUGGUAGUAAAAUGCAUUUGUAGUCCACCUAACUACUAUGCAAAGGCCUUGUAUGGAAGUAUUAAGGGGAUCACAACUGAUAAGGGAGCCAUAGAACGAGUUAUGGUGAGUAGGGCUGAGUCAGAUUUUGAUGAAAUUCAAAGAGCUUACAAAAACAAGUAUGGGAUUGAGUUGAGAGAAGCCAUAUGUGAGGGAAUCCCAUCUGGGGAUUACAGAGAUUUUCUUGUUGCAUUAGCCAGAAAGUGAAAUGUGUUAAAUUUUGAUGGGACACUCAACUUUUUUGCUUUGUUUUUUUAGUCAUAGUUGUCCCUUAAAUAUUGAUCAUGUAUCUAUAUAUAUUGUCUACUUCAUUAACUAGUUAUACUUUGUAUGA